GGAUUUUAUUCGCGACCAGGGCGCUGCCGUGGCCGCUUCUCCCGACUCGCGCGGCCGCCUCGCUGGAUCCGCCGCUGUUGCCGGCUGCUGCUGCUGCUGCUGCUGUUGCUCCCUCCGUCAGCGCUCGCUCUCCGCCCGUGUUACCGCUGCUGGUGUAGGACUCGCCUCUCAUCUUGCUUUUCCAUCCCCUCCGCCGCUGACACCCAUCAUCGGCAUCGAUCGUCCCAGCGUUCUUCUCUCCGCCCUGGACUUUCGCCACCGGACAGCUCUCCGCGUCGCCGUGUGCCGCGCGGUGCGCGUCCGGAGACAGCAGCGACGAGCGCAUCGCCGGCCCCGACACUCGCUGUGCCGCGACGCAAGGGGGGAAGCGCUGGAUACUUCGCGCCAAGGAUCGUGCGUCUGCUUGUCUCCGGCGGCAGCCCCAGCGGCGGAGGCGCGGCGCUGAAGCCGGCAUGCCCGUGAUCAGCCCGGGCCCCGACGAGGCGGCUGCGCAGGCCCUGGCGCCACCCAAGCUGUGUGCGGGCUGCGGCGCGCCCAUCGCCGACCGCUUCUACCUGCUGGCCGUCGAGCGACAGUGGCACACCCGCUGCCUGCGCUGCUGCCACUGCAAGCAACAGCUCGACUCCGAGCUCACUUGCUUCGCCAGAGACGGGAACAUCUACUGCAAGGAGGACUACUACAGGCUGUUCGCCGUGAAGCGUUGCGCGCGCUGCCAACAAGGCAUCUUCGCCUCGGAGCUGGUCAUGCGCGCCCGAGACCUGGUGUACCACCUGCACUGCUUCACGUGCGCCUGGUGCAACGCGGCGCUGGCCCAGGGCGACCACUUCGGGCUGCGCGAUAACCUCGUCUACUGCCGCACCCACUUCGAGCUGCUGGCCGAAGGGUGCCAGCCGGGGCUUCCGCCGCCUCCACCCCCGCCACUGCUGCAGGACGACGACGCAGGCGGCAACGGAGGCACCGUCGGAGCCUGCAGUCCGCCGCUGGCGCAAGGAGCCGCGUACGCGCCUCCGCAGGGACCGUACGGAGUGCGCAAGGGCCGGCCGCGCAAGCGCAAGCCCGGAGAGCUGCCCGAGGGCCCACCGCACCUAGGGCUCCAGGACCUUGCCGGCCUGGACAGCAACGGCUCACCCAUGCUGCAGCAGCAACAGCAGCAGCAGCAACGUACCAAACGAAUGCGCACUUCGUUCAAGCAUCACCAGCUGAGGACCAUGAAGUCGUACUUCGCCAUCAAUCAGAAUCCCGAUGCCAAGGACCUCAAGCAGCUUGCCCAGAAAACGGGGCUCUCCAAGAGAGUUCUCCAGGUGUGGUUCCAGAACGCCCGGGCAAAGUGGCGGCGAAACAAUCUACGUCAGCAGGAGCAGCCCACAACUUCCCUUCCGGCGAGCAGUCCAGGAGGCACGAGCUCAUUUUCGGAACCAAGUCCCGGAGCACCCCUGGACUACAGCAACGCUCAAACGACCCUUGUGGUGACAGCGUCGCAGGAGUCGCUCGGAUCGUUCCAGGAGCUCUUUUGAUGGCACCGGGGCUAAACUAUUUAUUGACUGCAUCCUCUCCUCAUCACGACAUCAUCACCUCGACCCACGCGCCAACAGCAGUGAAGAAACGCGCCCCUCCCCCAGCACCUCUGCAAAGUACUGUUCCAAAGGUCACACCGACGGACCUUGCGGCGUUCGAUGCCACACCUGGCAACCUCCUGUGGGACGCUCCCUUUUACGUGCGUGUGCUCUCGGCCAAAAUGCAUUUACUGCAGUCUACGUCAUGGGAACUCAUUCCUCGGACUGUGGCGGUUCUUCUCAAAAGACCGCAAAUUAUAUAUGCGCAGAAAACUGCGUGUGACUGAAGCAUUGAAGGUGGAAAAAAAAAAAAACAGGAGAUAGAGAUAUUUAGAAAUUCCAUCACGCGUAGUGUCUGCGCUUCGGGAAAGUCAGCAGGCUUUCCUUUGCCGAGAUUUCAUUGUGCAGUGUACAAGUGUACCUCUGUUUUCUUUUUUUAUUAUUGCUUCACUGUAAAAAGAAAGUUGUACAUAUUUAUGGCUACAUCCCACCACCUAUUUCUCUGAAAGGGUCAAUUUAUUAAAAAAGAAACGCCCAUAUUCAAAUUUGUGCAAGGUCUCCUGCUAUCAACUUCAGUGUGUGGUGUUAUAUCUGCAUCGCUAGAAGAGUCCUACGCAGUGCGAUAUAACGAGGCAUUGCCCUUAUGACCAGCGCUGCUCGUUGAUGUUAACUUAUUUUUGCGGUGCAACAACCCGAGUAAAAUUUCGGCAUGUAGUCCGCUUGCGCAAGUGCCGCCGAUGGUUAUGAGCCUAUGCGCAAGUUCUAAGCAAUUAGGCGAAAACAAUGUUCGUGUAAAUUAGCGCAGCAAUGAGAGCUCUAGUAAGACUCGUGCAUCCUGCCAUGUUUCGCUCUACUUUGCGUUGACAAAUGCGAUUCUGACGUGUGCUCCCUUGCGUUGCCUGAUGUGUGCAUUCACUUCUAAAUUGAUUUGCUGUAGUGUAAAUUACGGGCACUAUAAACGAGCGGAGGUCGAUAGAUAGCUCAUUUUCACAGCGGCGUAGACUGUCGUAUCCGCCAUGUUGUGCUUCGGCACUUCGUUUAGAACUGUCGUUCCUCAGUGCAGCUUGUGAGGUUCUGAGCGCUUUACAUUCAAAUACCGAGCCAAACGCAGCCAAUGGUAGCAAUACUUUGUCUGCUCUAUCCCUCACGUUCUUUAAAAAAAGAUAAAAGAAAGAAUACCAACUCCUAGAAACCACAGUAUGUCUGAGUAAGCUUUCCAAGGACAGGGUCAUGUCAUGAUAAUGAUAAGGUUUUAUAGAUGUCCAGGAAGCUACUACUAUGGUGCCCGCAGAACGUCGUUAAAGCAAUCUGCAGGUUAUACCCGUACAUGCAUUACCUUGUCCUUAGCCCAGCCGUAUACAAAUGGACUGCCGUCGUACUAAGUCCGUGCACAGCAAGUUACAGUGCCCCAUGCAGGCAGGAUCCUCGGAAAAACGCCGUGAAGACAGCUCCAGCUAAUAUUCAGUAGUACCACAUGUCCAUAGCUUUCUACUGUAGAAUUCACAGCAAUAUAUUGGGAUGACAGCUCUUUUUUUCACCUCUAUUCUAAGCUAUCUGGCACGUCGAAUACACAGAAUUGCAGUAAAGGGCUGUUACGUUGUACCCUUGGCUCAGCAAGAAUGAAAGCCAAAUAGAAAUUACAACAGUGCUUUGUUUUAACGUAAGAGGACCUGCUGCUGGCCAAACCGAUAUCUAUUUUUUUAUCAAAGCUGCUCUUCUCAUUAUUAUUAUUCGACUGCGACCCGUCAAGCAUACAUAACUAUGAAACAUUAUGUUUCCUAGAUGCGACUGUGACAUUCAGACGUCUAGACCAAAGAGGCGGGCGGUACUUUUUUUUUUCCAUUUUUGCACGUCUUCUCUUCAUUGUAAAUAGCCCCACCGCCCUUCAGAGUCAUCGUGUUUUGUUUGGUGAAUCACGCAUCUACAGUUCGCGUGUGAUGUCAUCCUUGUAUCGAGUGUUUCUCAACGAAUGCUUUGAGAUGGUUGUUCAGAUGAAAGACGCUAUUGGCAAAAUAUAGUUGAGAUAGCGAAUUUUUUUUUUUACUACAAGCAACCAUGUUUGCAACCUUGUUUGGCGACAGCAACCUUGUUUGGCGACAUUUAGUAACAACCCCAAACCGUUCUAACAGGAUGAAACUCUGCUUGAGCGACGACGUGAGACGACGAACCAGCUUUAUGCUAGUUUCGCACGCGUGCGAGUGCCGCCAUGAGCACAAGAACAGUUGUCUCGUUCUGAUCUAGCUCCUUGCAGUGUCUGCGCAUCACCGUGAAAAGCAGAGACGGCCACACAACCACAUGCUUAAGAGAAAAGAUCGGCCACGCUCAGUUUUUGUUAUUAUUCAAACGUCAUAACGGCAACUGCGAGUCACAAAAUUACAUUAAUUUAAUCCGCUUUUAUUUUCCCGGCUCCAGGGCCAAAAACACUUACCGCUACUUCCAAAGAAAAAAAAGAAUGCUUACCGUCACGCGUCGAGCGACCAAAAACAUCGCGCAGAAGUAUUGCCAUACUGAAGCAAUUUCGCACGUCCACUGAUAAAUUGGUAUUUUUGCCACCUGAUUGACCCGUUUGGUAAAACGUCCGUUUCAUUGACGUGUAUGUAUGUUGUGAUUACGUACUGCUCGCCAGCAAAACUGUUAAACGCAAGCUAUUACGCACAUGCUACUGCGCUACCGUACUUGAUGGUACGUUUUCCUCAAGCCCAAUCGAGACAGAUCAUAUUAGCUCCAAACCGCUGGCACUCCUCCAACGCAUGACUUCAGCCGAAGGAAAUUGUACUGUGUAGGACUGCCUAAUAAGCGCGUUAACCGGAGUACUGAGAGGGCUUACGAAAUUACCUUGAUUUUCGUCUUUCACUUGCGGUGGACAAAGCUGCUGACGAGCGCUUACGUCCACACGAAUUAUACCUCACUGGCCGCUCGUUAUCUCUCUUCUGCCCUCUGUGUUUUCUGAACCCAUCUGUGUCCAACGUCGUAUGUGGUGUGACCGUUCAUGCUCGCAUGCCUGUCUGCGAGUAUACGUGAUAAGGAACUCCACAGAGUCAUGUCAAAGCAAGGAAGCGGCUCUGCAUGUACAGUGUGCAUGUUCCUGAAUGUGUGUUCGCGAUCUCUACCUGUAACUGUUGCAAAGGUUGAUUUCCAGUGACACAUUCGCUACCAUUUUCAGUGUACAUAUCGUCAUCAUUCAACCGUCGCCUGUCACCAAUACUGUCGAAGUGACGGAAAAAUAAAC
Molecule: messenger RNA, 4782 nt
Organism: Rhipicephalus sanguineus (brown dog tick)
Lineage: Eukaryota; Metazoa; Arthropoda; Arachnida; Ixodida; Ixodidae
Product: LIM/homeobox protein Lhx9
Exons: 5
Coding region: 453-1514 (353 amino acids)
Biological process (GO): neuron differentiation; regulation of transcription by RNA polymerase II
Cellular component (GO): nucleus
Molecular function (GO): RNA polymerase II transcription regulatory region sequence-specific DNA binding; DNA-binding transcription factor activity, RNA polymerase II-specific
Source: RefSeq, a predicted model, not a curated record